UGCAAUUUGGUUUGCACAGUUCACGUGCUGGUCGCCGCGCAUUAUCUUAAAGCAGCCAUGGCUCAACCGGGGAGUCUAAACCUCAAUAACGAGGUUGUGAAGAUGCGAAAAGACGUGAAGAGAAUCCGAGUUCUGGUUAUCCGAAAACUUGUCCGGAGCGUUGGCAGACUCAAGUCAAAAAAGGGCACUGAAGAGGCACUGUUAAAAAACCAGAGACGGGCACAACGAUUACUUGAAGAAAUUCAUGCGAUGAAGGAAUUGAAACCUGAUAUAGUAACUAAAUCUGCUCUCGGUGAUGAUAUCAACUUCGAAAAAAUCUGCAAAAAGCCUGAUUCUACUGCAACUGAAAGGGCAAUUGCUAGACUAGCAGUGCAUCCUCUUCUGAAGAAAAAGAUAGAUGUGCUAAAAGCUGCUGUCAAAGCUUUUAAAGAUGCGAGACAAAAUGUUGUUGAAGUUAACUCGUCAAAGAAUGCUUCAGCAGGAAAUCCUUCCAAGGACACUUUGUGUUCAAAUGAUGAUGCCAGUAAGUUACAGCAUGAAGGAACUAUUGUCAGUGAGGAAAAAAUGAAAGAAGCCAAAAUAUUGGCAAAGAAACCAAUAAAUUCUAAAGAAAAAGUAACCAAGAUGGAACAUGGACUCAGUUCUGUAGACAUUCCUGCCUCUCCAUCCCAGCCUUCUGUAAGGGGUUCUGUACUUCCGUCUGAACCCCAGAAGACACCUGCCGGCCCAAAAAUGAAAACAGUAAAUAAAACCAAAAAAAGGAAAAGGUCUAGGAGGUCCCUUGGUGGUGACAGUGAUGGAGAAGAAUCACAGGAGGAAGAAAAGGAGUAUUUUGAUGAUAGCACAGAAGAAAGGUUUUACAAACAGUCUUCAGUGUCUGAGGAUAGUGACAGCGGUGAUGACUUCUUCAUUGGGAAAGUCAGACGGACACGAAAGAAGGAAAGUAGUUGCCCUUCUUCAGUUAAGGAACAAAACCCCCCCAAGAAAGCAUUGACUGAAGAGGAUGUACUUGAAACCUCUCAGAGUAUAAGAAAUGACAGAAACAUACCACGUACAGAAUUAAGGAAGUUUGAGUCAGUGUUUUUCCAUUCUUUAUCUGGAUCUAAAAGCUCUGGAAGAGAACAGGCUCCAAAAAGCAAAACCCCAGGUUUUCGGCAAAAUGAACCUCAGCUCAAGAAUCUGUUUAACAAGAGUGCACCGAGAGGACUUGAAAACUCAAAACAGCAGUCACAGCUGCCCCUUCAUCCUUCAUGGGAAGCGAGCCGGAGGCGGAAAGAACAGCAAUCGAAAAUUGCUGUGUUUCAGGGGAAAAAAAUUACAUUUGAUGAUUGAUGAGGACCUCUUUCUGUGAAGCAGCCUGUUGUUCAAGUUAUGUUUACAUAAGCCAUCCAAAAAAUCAAGUACAUACUUAACUUGCUUUUUAAUAAUAUCCCCACACUCUUCCCUCCACGCGAGAAUUCUGGAAUCCCAGCUCCUCAGACUUGGUCACGUGCACUUAUGAAGGGAAUUCCACAAGAGUAGCUCUUGUUUCUUGCCGUGAAUAUGAAUGUUGACGAGAUACACUUAAAAUAACAGUGGAGAAUAGGAGGAAAUUGUAAUUAUUUAAAAUAGAUCACCUUUCCUAAAACUUACUCUUAGAAAACGAAGAUAGUCCCUUUUAUUAUGGGUAUGAAGAUAAUAACUUACAAAAAUAAAUGUUAAUUUUUAUUAUACUUCUAAUGA
Suricata suricatta (meerkat) is the source of this 1722-nucleotide messenger RNA. It is a transcript of the gene SRFBP1, whose product is annotated as serum response factor binding protein 1. Gene Ontology annotation, biological process: maturation of SSU-rRNA. NCBI's taxonomy places the organism in Eukaryota, Metazoa, Chordata, Mammalia, Carnivora, Herpestidae. Bases 58 to 1332 code for a protein of 424 amino acids. The record is from RefSeq and is a predicted model, not a curated record. Gene Ontology annotation, cellular component: 90S preribosome; nucleus. The transcript is spliced from 8 exons.